Xiphias gladius (swordfish) is the source of this 5705-nucleotide messenger RNA. RefSeq names its product N-deacetylase/N-sulfotransferase (heparan glucosaminyl) 2a (gene ndst2a). The transcript is spliced from 15 exons. Gene Ontology annotation, cellular component: Golgi apparatus. Gene Ontology annotation, molecular function: deacetylase activity; heparan sulfate N-sulfotransferase activity. NCBI's taxonomy places the organism in Eukaryota, Metazoa, Chordata, Actinopteri, Istiophoriformes, Xiphiidae. Bases 788 to 3508 code for a protein of 906 amino acids. The record is from RefSeq and is a predicted model, not a curated record.
UUUGGUUGAGUCCAGGGUUCCAGCAGAACCAAGAUGGCGGAGUGAGUAGCGACGCGCUGAAGUUGACUUUUAACUCCAAACGUUGAGACUUGUUGUGCUACCUUCCUCUGCUCGAACCGCUGCCUGCCGAGAACCGACACUGAUGUUCCCAGCAAUGUUGAGCUGAAGGUCUCUUGACCGUGGAGGGAAAGCCAGUUCAAGUGUCUUUUUCUGGGAUGUCCAGGCUAGGUGGCCUGAGGGGGUUCAGCCCCGAAGCACAGACCACCAGCACAGACACUUCCGCUCCUGAGAGGUUACACAGGCUACAAGCUACUCUACAGGGGGAAACAUCCACACCUAAAGACACCUGCAUAACUGCUUGAAAGAGAGAACUGACCAGGCAGCAAACAGCUGAGGCUAACCUUUGAACCAGAUAUUCAGGACCCAACUGGUCCUCAGACAGAGAUCAACUGUACUGGUGUUAGCUUUUAUUCAACCAACUUCCAUCUCUCCCUCUUGGAUCUCCAAAUAUUUUACAUUCCAUCCAUCAAAUCAUCAUCUGUCCUUCCCUCCUACCAUUUAGUCAUCUGACAGUGUUUUUUGUGCUGCAGAGCUAGAAGUGUAGAGCAGGUAAUGGAUGAUGCUGGCCAUGGUGACCUAGUGUAAAUGGCUCUUCCUCAGCACAGUUUAGUGCCAGUAUCUAUUGCUCGAUCUUCCUCUUCCUCUCACCCUUACUCCACCUCUCUACUCUCUUUGCCUGUUCACGGCUGCUGCUUGCUGCCCAGUCCUGCCUCUCCCCUCCAGCACCAUGGUAGGUGCAGGCUUGGGUGUUUGGAAGCUAAUGCGAGGAGUCCGCCAACUGGAGCUUCACCGCCUCAUCCUGGCACUGAUCAUUUUCUGCUUGCUCUCCAUGGCCUUCCUAGCUUACUAUGUCUCCAACAGCCCCAAAAUAAAGGAGGCCCCACCUUUACCCUUCAGUGACUGUGGUGGAGGAGGAGGGAUGUCACCAGGAGCCAGUACUGGUCCCGCUGGUGGAAGUCCAGGUGUCCAGAGGGCACCGCUUUUUCUUCCCCCGCGCCAAGGAAGACUACGACAGGUGAAGGCGGUGGACAGUUCCAGGACAGAGCCUGUAGUUCUGGUAUUUGUAGAGAGCAUCUACUCCCAGCUCGGCCAGGAGAUUGUAGCCAUAUUAGAAUCUAGCCGCUUCCACUACCGCACAGAGAUUGCUCCUGGUAAAGGUGACAUGCCCACACUGACGGAGCGUAACCGUGGACGCUACACGCUUAUCAUCUAUGAAAAUGUAUUGAAAUAUGUAAAUCUGGAUGUGUGGAACCGUGACUUGCUGGACAAGUACUGUGCUGAGUAUGGAGUAGGUGUCAUUGGCUUCUUCAAAGCUAAUGAAAACUCUCUUCUCAGUGCACAGCUCAAAGGGUUCCCCCUCUUUCUACACUCACACCUGGGACUCAGGGACUACCGCAUCAAUCCCAGUGCCCCGCUACUCUACAUCACCAAGCCCAACCAGGUGGAGCAGGGCUCUUUACCAGGGGAUGACUGGACCAUUUUCCAGUCCAACCACUCUACUUAUGAACCAGUGCUUCUGGCCAGCACCAAGUCCUCAGAGGCACUGUCACAUUUUGGACCCAGCCCCCUGCGGGCUCUCCAUGCAACAGUGGUCCAGGACUUGGGGCUCCAUGACGGCAUUCAAAGAGUUCUCUUCGGGAACAAUCUAAACUAUUGGCUUCACAAGCUGGUGUUUGUAGACGCCAUUGCCUACUUGACAGGGAAGAGACUGUGUUUGUCCUUGGACCGCCACAUCCUAGUGGAUGUGGAUGAUAUUUUUGUUGGCAAGGAGGGAACCCGUAUGAAGGUGUCAGACGUGGAGGCAUUACUCAACACUCAAAACAAACUGAGAGCACUGGUCCCUAAUUUCACUUUCAACUUUGGAUUUUCUGGAAAGUUUUAUCACACAGGUACUGAUGAGGAAGAUCAGGGAGAUGACAUGCUUCUGCAGCACAGGAUGGACUUCUGGUGGUUUCCUCACAUGUGGAGCCACAUGCAGCCUCACCUCUUUCACAAUGUCAGCGUCUUGGCUGAGCAAAUGAGGCUCAACAAGAUCUUUGCUCAGGAGCAUGGUAUCCCGACAGAUAUGGGAUACGCAGUGGCUCCACACCACUCUGGGGUUUACCCAGUUCACAGCCAGCUCUACGAGGCCUGGAAAUCUGUGUGGGGCAUCAAGGUGACCAGCACAGAGGAAUACCCCCAUCUGAGGCCAGCUCGAUACCGCCGUGGCUUCAUCCAUAAUGGGAUCCAGGUUUUGCCCAGGCAGACCUGUGGUCUGUUCACCCAUACAAUCUUCUAUAAUGAAUACCCAGGAGGCUCAAAGGAGCUGGACAAGAGCAUCAGAGGAGGGGAACUCUUCCUCACUGUCCUUCUAAACCCUAUCAGUAUCUUCAUGACCCAUCUGUCUAAUUAUGGCAAUGACCGGCUGGGUCUGUACACCUUUGAGUCUUUGGUGAAGUUUGUCCAGUGUUGGACUAACCUCAGGCUGCAGACAUUGCCCCCCGUCCGUCUUGCUGAAAAAUACUUCCAGAUUUUCCCUGAGGAGAGAGACCCACUCUGGCAGAACCCUUGUCAUGACAAGAGACACAAAGAUAUCUGGUCUAAAGAAAAAACCUGUGACAGACUACCCAAGUUCCUCGUUAUUGGACCACAAAAAACAGGCACUACAGCGCUUCAUUCAUUCCUGAGCCUCCACCCAGCAAUCACCAGUUCCUUUCCCAGCCCCACCACCUUCGAGGAAAUCCAGUUCUUCGGUGGAGCAAACUAUGACAAUGGGAUUGACUGGUACAUGGACUUCUUCCCAUUCCCUUCUAAUGUCAGCACAGAUUACAUGUUUGAAAAAAGUGCCAACUACUUUGACACAGAGGUAGCUCCUAAGAGAGCUGCUGCGCUGCUACCUAGAGCCAAAAUUCUGGCAGUGCUCAUCAACCCAUCUGACAGGGCUUAUUCCUGGUACCAGCACCAGAGGGCCCACCAGGACCCUGCAGCCCUCAACAACACUUUCCAUUUAGUGAUGACGGCAGGCCCCUCGGCUCCCAAGGAUCUGCUGGCCCUUCAGAGACGCUGCCUUAAUCCUGGGGCCUAUGCUCUUCACCUGGAGCGCUGGCUGCAAUACUACCAGCCAAGCCAGUUGCACAUCGUGGACGGAGCUUUGCUGCGGUCCAACCCAGCGCUGGUGAUGGAUGGAAUCCAGAGAUUCCUCGGUGUCACUCCCAUCUUCAACUACACCCAGGCUCUAAUGUAUGAUGACAGCAAAGGUUUCUGGUGUCAGCGGGUGGAAGGAGGUCGAGCAAAAUGUCUGGGGAAGAGUAAAGGCAGGAAGUACCCAGAGAUGAGUCCUGAGUCACGUGCCUUUCUAGCUGAGUACUACCGUGAGCACAACAUGGAGCUGCUGCGUCUGCUGAAUCGGUUGGGCCAACCGCUGCCGUCCUGGCUACGCCAAGAACUCCAGAGCACCAGCUGGAGCUGAGGCCACAAGGUCACAGACAGACACACCACAGAGAAGCGUGGACUGGAGUCUGUGGAUGAGCCAACACUCGGCUCUGGAUUAGACUGGACUACCUAAUCUGAAAUCGACAGCAGCACACGCUAAAAGAGCUACAAGGUUUUAGCUGAUGUUACUGGUGCUCCUGUUCCAUGGCAAAAAGAAAACAACACGAGAUCUUUCUGAAAGAGUUGGUCCCUGUUGGAGAAGGACCCCAGUGGACUCUCCCUCCAGCUCCUGAUUUGUUGCCAACCUCCUACGAGCACCAGGCAGCCGUCAGCCUCCUUUGGUGUGUGUGGGACGAGGAGGGGUGGGGGCUAACACUGCAAACACCAGUUUACAGUGGCUCCAAAAGACUGGGUGCCCAGCAGGUUUGAGGCAUAAAGAACAGAUCAGACCGCCUUAAUGUGAGGAGAGAAACUCACAGGAUGAGACCAUGCAGAUAUGGGGUGUAUGACUGGACACAUGACUAACAUGCACACCCACACAUACACACACACAGAGAGACACACACGUCUCAUCCCUCCACAAGAAUGAUUGUAAAGCAGUCCAUUUUCAAAAGCAAUUGUAUAUGUUGGGUUUGGGGGAUAGGUGGGAAACAGAAUGGCCAGCAGCCUGAAGCAGACAGUACAGACAGACAGUCCAUAUCCUGCCCCAGAGUUCUCUGUUACACACACAUCUACUUGCAGGUAGGGCCAGCAGUCAGGGUGCCGCGUUCCCUUUUAUCCUCACAGGUUUUCAGUCGGUUUACUGUAGGAACAGAUGUUUCAAAAUGGAUUUAGCUAAUAUGACAGGUCAAUGUAAAUAUCAUGUUUAGAUUUGGUACACGACUAAAGCCCAGGGUUGGUCCAGGCUGUGCCCACACUAACAUCCUGUCAGGGAAACAGCUGUCAGUGAGCAUCUUAUUAUACUUAGUUUCUUCACUAACAUAAGGAUGGCUUUUGAAUGAUGACAGACUGUUCUCCACAGUAGCUAAAGUCUCCCUCCAUUCUACAGCUUUAACUUAAGAUCACUUACAUUCUUGUUUUUAACCUACAAACAACAUACUGUCAAGUAAUGGUUCUGUUGUUAUUUGAGUUGAUAGAAAUGUCAAUGUGAUUCUGACUGAAGUUUCCAUACUUCUGGAUCAGAGUGUGAAAGUCCAGGUUUCACGUCAGCUCUUUAUAAUGUAGUGAGUGGUAUUGGUUACAUUAAGUAUCCAGUGUCGAAGUGUCAACAUUUAGCAGUGUUUUGUUCUCUGAUUACAUGGCUCUGGCAGAAGACUCCCUUGAAAUAGCUGCUGAUGCUCAUGGGAACUGUAGUAUUGAGAGUCAUUAUACUGUACAUACCAAGCUGUAGGCCACAGCAAAUUUACAAAAUAAAUUUGUCUAUAAAGACCAGGGUUACCCUUAAGGGGUAUUCUAGUGAUCCAGUAUUGCACUUCUAUAAAGUGGUGCAACUCAGAAGAGACAGAUGGUUAAAAACUGGUCAAAAUGGAAGCAGCAAAGGCUGAGUUAUCCUGACAUUUAGUCACUAGCGUGGGUCAAGCUCCAAAAAAACAAAAGUGCUACAUUGCCCAUAAGGCAACUGGACUGCAUCUUGUCAUUAGACCCUUCCUGCCUAAUCUCCAAGCCACAGUUGAGAUAUCAUCAUGACACCAUCAGAGUUAUUUUCUCAGACAUGACGAUGCUCCCCAAGAACAACAGAAAACAUAAUUCAACUGACACAGAACUAACCAUAACUAGUGCGUUGACUUGGAUAUGUGGGGGAAAGUGUUUUUACCUUUUUAAUAUUGAUAAAUAGUUAAGCAGCUGUUAACACGGAUUCUGACAUGAUGUGAUCAUGAGGCACAGCCUUGGGCCAGAGCUUUUUAAAACCUAGUGUAGGUUGUGCUUUGACUGUGAGAGGGCGAUAAGUACCUCAGUCAGUAAGAGCUACGCCCUUAGUAAGGAAAGAAAACCCCAUCACCUCAUCAUCAGACACCUUCUGAAAAACCAAACAGAAUGCUAAACACAAAUCACCAAUCACACACUCAUGCUCUCCAUCCGAGGACAGUAACCCAGAAAUGUCACAUGACAAGAAAACAGACGUCAGAACCAGUAUGGAGACGAAGCUGCUGUCUUGUUGUUUUCUGUUUGUUUUGUAUACAUGUCAAAAAGGCCAACACUGUAUCAUCUCUAAUAAACACAUAGAGAGGUUGGAA